Monodelphis domestica (gray short-tailed opossum) is the source of this 3107-nucleotide messenger RNA. It is a transcript of the gene GFM1, whose product is annotated as G elongation factor mitochondrial 1. Gene Ontology annotation, cellular component: mitochondrion. The record is from RefSeq and is a predicted model, not a curated record. Lineage: Eukaryota; Metazoa; Chordata; Mammalia; Didelphimorphia; Didelphidae. Gene Ontology annotation, biological process: mitochondrial translational elongation. Gene Ontology annotation, molecular function: GTP binding; GTPase activity; translation elongation factor activity.
GCUUGGAGCGCUUUGCUUGCCUAGCGUCUCCCCGUUACAUUGGGCACUCCUGGGGUGGGGGUGGGGGGAGAGGGAGGGAGCGCGUCCUGCCUCUUGCUGUGGCCCCAGAGCCUGGUACAGAGUCUAGUACAGCGCUUGGCACACAGUGAUGGAUGGAUGGAAGGAUGCUGUGCAAAGGUGUCGGGCGCUGAAGGCGGAAGAGGAUGGAGGUGGCAUAAGGGAGGACCCUCUCUGGGGGGCCGGGGUAGCCGCAGCUAAUCUGCCCUUCUAGCAUCCUCGUUCAGGCUCUGGGUUUCACGUCUGAGGCCAACUCGGUCCAUCCACAAGUCGUGUGCCUGCCCAGUGCUCCUGUGCGUCGGACUCGGCGCUGGACUUCUCCGCGGUGCUGGGCUGUCCUUCAGCUUCCCAGCCGGCCACAUACAGGGCCAGUGGAACUGAGCGGCGCCUGCGCUGCUGCCCCCAACCAGCAGGAGGCGCGGCGCCGCUCCGGGCCCGGGCUUGGCGAAGAAGGCUCUCGUGCCGACUCCGCCUCUUUGCUGGCCUUAGCUCCGGAAGUACUCGGGCGCCGGCCUCCUUCGCCGGCCCGGAAGUGAGCGGCUGGAGCCCGGCGUGACUUUGAGCUGCACCUGCUGCGCCUGCGUUGGUACUGCCGGUGCCGGGAGACUCGGCUGCCCGUCAGUCCGAGCGUCCUUCAGGCGCAACAUGUGGUUACUUCGAAUCCGGACGGCGCUGAGGGGCCGCGGGCCUCGGUUCGGGAGACAGGUGAGCUGGAAGAGCUGUCGGUGGUGUUCAGCGGUCGUUCCCAAUGAGAAGAUCCGCAACAUUGGCAUCUCCGCCCACAUUGAUUCUGGGAAAACAACGUUAACGGAGCGUGUGCUUUACUAUACUGGAAGAAUAGCCCAAAUGCAUGAGGUGAAAGGUAAAGAUGGAGUCGGCGCCGUCAUGGAUUCCAUGGAGCUGGAGCGGCAGCGAGGAAUCACCAUUCAGUCUGCAGCCACCUAUACCAUGUGGAAAGAUGUGAACAUCAACAUCAUAGACACACCUGGGCACGUGGACUUUACCAUAGAAGUGGAGAGGGCCCUGCGCGUGCUGGACGGCGCCGUCCUGGUCCUCUGUGCUGUCGGCGGCGUCCAGUGCCAGACCAUGACGGUCAAUCGGCAGAUGAAGCGUUACGGUGUGCCGUUUCUCACUUUCAUUAAUAAACUGGACCGACUGGGCUCCAACCCGGACAGAGCCCUGCAGCAGCUCAGGUCUAAGUUGAAUCAUAAUGCAGCAUUUGUCCAGAUACCCAUUGGCUUGGAGGGUAAUUUUAAAGGCAUCAUAGACCUCAUUGAGGAGCGGGCCAUAUACUUUGAUGGAGACUUUGGCCAGACCAUCCGAUACACUGACAUCCCGGCGGAGUUUAGGGCAGUGGCGACCGACCACCGCCAGGAACUCAUCGAAUGCGUGGCCAAUUCAGACGAGCAGCUUGGGGAGAUGUUCUUGGAAGAGAAGGUCCCCUCGGUGACGGAUCUGAAGCUUGCCAUCCGAAGAGCUACCAUUAAUCGACUGUUUACACCUGUUUUUGUGGGAAGUGCUUUGAAGAACAAAGGGGUGCAGCCUCUUCUAGACGGUGUCCUAGCGUAUCUCCCUGACCCAUCUGAGGUUCAGAAUUUUGCCAUUUUCAACCAAGAGGACUCGGAUGAGAAAUCCAAAGUCUUAAUGAGCUCCAGAAGAGACAAUUCCAAACCCUUUGUUGGCUUGGCUUUUAAACUGGAGGCUGGACGAUUCGGACAGCUGACUUACGUCCGGAAUUAUCAGGGUGAGCUGAAGAAAGGGGAUACCGUCUACAAUACAAGGACAAAGAAGAAGGUCCGAGUGCAGCGCUUGGUCCGCAUGCAUGCAGAUAUGAUGGAGGAUGUUGAAGAAGUUUAUGCUGGAGACAUUUUUGCCCUGUUUGGCAUUGAUUGUGCAAGUGGAGACACAUUCACAAACAAAGACAAUAUGGAUCUUUCCAUGGAAUCCAUCCAUGUUCCUGAUCCUGUCAUUUCUGUCUCAAUGAAGCCUUCUAACAAGAAUGACCUAGACAAGUUCUCAAAAGGCAUUGCCCGAUUUACAAGAGAAGACCCUACCUUUCGGAUCCACUAUGAUAUUGAAAGCCGGGAGACAAUCGUUUCUGGAAUGGGAGAAUUACACUUGGAGAUUUAUGCUCAGAGGAUGGAGCGAGAGUACGGCUGCCCGUGUGUCACUGGAAAGCCCAAAGUCGCCUUCAGAGAAAGCAUCACUGGCCCUGUCCCGUUUGACUUUACUCAUAAGAAACAAUCUGGUGGUGCUGGCCAGUAUGGGAAAGUGAUAGGUGUCUUAGAACCUCUAGAACCUGAGGCGUACACCAAACUGGAAUUCUUGGAUAAAACUUAUGGGACAAAUAUUCCAAAGCAGUUUAUUCCUGCCAUAGAAAAGGGGUUCUUGGAUGCGUGUGAGAAGGGCCCCCUCUCUGGUCACCGGAUAUCUGGAGUACGGUUUGUAGUACAAGAUGGCGCACACCACAUGGUGGAUUCUAACGAGAUCUCUUUCAUCCGUGCUGGGGAAGGCGCGCUUAAGCAAGCCUUGGCCAACGCCACGCUGUGCAUCCUCGAGCCCGUGAUGUCGGUGGAGGUGGUCGCCCCUAACGAGUUCCAGGGCACUGUGAUUGCGGGGAUCAACCGCCGCCACGGCGUGAUCACGGGCCAGGACGGCGUAGAGGACUUCUUCACUCUGUACGCAGAGGUCCCUCUGAACGAGAUGUUUGGCUACGCCACCGAGCUCCGCUCCUGCACCGAGGGGAAAGGGGAGUACACGAUGGAGUACUCCAGGUACCAGCCGGCCUCGGCCGCCACCCAGGAAGAGCUCGUCCACAAGUACCUGGAGGCCACAGGGCAGCUCCCGGUCAAGAAGGGGAAGGCCAAGAGCUGACGGGCCUGCUGUCGCCUCCGCUCCCACCUCGAAGGACUCGGGCUGGGCACGGAAGCCGGAGCCUCGCGGGGGUCCCCUUUCAUUCAGAGCCCAGAGAGCCGGUGGCGUGUAAAUGACGGCCGGGGAUGGGUGUUCGGCUUACUGUAAAUGUCUAUUAAAAACGAGAUUAUGCUGCA